Messenger RNA from Suncus etruscus (white-toothed pygmy shrew), 1026 nucleotides. It is a transcript of the gene WNT8A, whose product is annotated as Wnt family member 8A. The transcript has 6 exons. Gene Ontology annotation, molecular function: cytokine activity; frizzled binding. Gene Ontology annotation, cellular component: extracellular region. Gene Ontology annotation, biological process: canonical Wnt signaling pathway; multicellular organism development; neuron differentiation. NCBI's taxonomy places the organism in Eukaryota, Metazoa, Chordata, Mammalia, Eulipotyphla, Soricidae. Bases 1 to 1026 code for a protein of 341 amino acids. The record is from RefSeq and is a predicted model, not a curated record.
AUGGGGGGCUUGUUUCUGUUCAGGAUGACCGUGGUCUUAUGCUCUGCCACCCUCAGUGUCUCUGCUUGGUCAGUGAACAAUUUCCUGCUAACAGGUCCCAAGGCCUAUCUGACCUACACAACCAGCGUGGCCCUGGGUGCCCAGAAUGGCAUUGAGGAGUGCAAGUUCCAGUUUGCUUGGGAACGUUGGAACUGUCCGGAGACAGCACUGCAGCUCUCGACACACAGACUGAGGAGUGCCACCAGGGAGACGUCCUUUCUUCAUGCUAUCAGUUCUGCCGGAGUUAUGUACACCAUCACCAAGAACUGUAGUCUGGGCGACUUCGACAGCUGUGGCUGUGAUGAGUCAAAAAAAGGCAAGACAGGGGGCCAUGGCUGGAUCUGGGGAGGCUGCAGCGACAACGUGGAAUUUGGGGAGAGGAUCUCCAAGCUGUUUGUGGACAGCCUGGAAAAGGGGAGGGAUGCCCGCGCCCUAAUGAACCUUCACAACAACAGGGCAGGCCGGCUGGCAGUGAGAGCCACCAUGCAAAAGACUUGCAAGUGCCACGGCAUCUCUGGGAGCUGCAGUGUCCAGACAUGCUGGCUCCAGCUGGCUGACUUCCGGGAGAUGGGAGACUAUCUAAAGACCAAGUACGACCAUGCACUGAAAAUUGAGAUAGACAAGCAAUGGCUAAAGGCUGGUAACAGCGCUGAGGGCCACUGGGCACCCACUGAGACCUUCCUUCCAAGUGCGGAAGCCGAACUGGUCUUUUUAGAGGACUCCCCAGAUUACUGCACGCGCAAUUCCAGCUUGGGUAUUCUUGGCACAGAGGGCCGCGAGUGUCAGCAGAGCAGCCACCAGGUCUCCCAGCGUGGACGGGGCAGCUGUGGGCGCCUAUGCACUGAGUGUGGCCUAAAGGUGGAAGAGAGGAGGGCAGAGGCCAUCAGCAGCUGUAACUGCAAAUUCCAGUGGUGCUGCACAGUCAAGUGUGAGCAAUGUCGGCAUGUGGUGAACAGAUACUCCUGCACUCGCCCACGCAGGGGUUGA